GCUGACUGGGACCCUCCGCCCCCGUAAUUCGAGCGAAGCGCACCGCCUCGUUCUCUCUCUGGGAUGUCUAUGAAGAGCCACUUCACGCAGACUAAUACGCAACGUUAGCCUAGGGAGGUAAAAGUGAGAGAAGUGUUACUAUUCCGCCUCAUUUCCAGCGGAGUGCGACUCUAACCAGCCUCCUCCUGUAGGAAACUCCGGCCCGAGGAGCGUACAGCAUAGCUCAGGCAGGCGCUCUCGUAGUCCAGGGGUCGGAGCAAGAGGCGCGGCCCCCGCGAUACCCGCCCCCUGUCUCCUCCUCUCCGCUCCUCCUCCAGCCACAGAGCCCAAGCUUCAGGAGGAGAAAGCAGCCGCGAUAGCCUUUGGAGAGUUUCCCGGGGCAGCUGUGCGCGGGGGGGCCAGCGGGAAAGGGGGUGUCCGAUCGCAGCGCCUGGAACUCCUUCCCUGGUCUUGGCACGGUCUUUAAAAUUCGGCGAUCUGGAUCAAGUGGCAGAAUAACUUUGAGCAACCGUCCAUCAUGAACGCAUUUAAUAAAGGCUGAAAGGAGUACAAGAAGACCAUGGGGAAUUCGUAUGCAGGGCAACUGAAAUCUGCCCGCUUUGAAGAAGCCCUUCACAACUCUAUAGAGGCCUCUCUAAGAUGCAACAGUGCUGUUCCACGGCCCAUUUUCUCCCAGCUCUAUCUUGAUCCUGACCAGCCUAUUAUUUCCCCGGAAGGUAACCAAGCAAAUGUGAAACCAAAAGUGGAAGACCUGGACAAAGAACUGAUGCAUCGUUACACCCAGAAUGGAAGCUUAGAUUUUUCUACUAGCCAGACUGCUAAUGAAGUGGAGGAAGAUGAGGAAGAUGAAGAUAUGUCUGAUUCCAAUAGUCCACCAAUCCCGUACGCACAAAAACCUGCCCCAGAAGGGUCUUGCACUACUGAUGGUUUUUGUCAAGCAGGCAAAGAUUUGCGGUUAGUAUCGUUGUGUAUGGAACAGAUCGAUAUCCCAGCAGGUUUCCUUUUGGUAGGAGCCAAGUCUCCAAAUCUUCCUGAGCACAUUCUAGUCUGUGCUGUUGACAAGAGGUUCUUGCCAGAUGUCCAUGGAAAAAAUGCACUUUUAGGUUUUUCUGGAAACUGCAUAGGGUGUGGAGAAAGAGGAUUUCGAUAUUUCACUGAAUUUUCCAACCAUAUUAACCUGAAGCUCACCACUCAGCCAAAGAAGCAGAAGCACUUAAAGUACUACCUAGUAAGAAACUCCCAAGGUGUGCUGUCAAAGGGACCCCUUAUAUGCUGGAAAGAAUGUAGAAGCAGGCAAUCUUCUGCUGCUAGCCAUUCUGCUAAACCUAACCCUUCAGCAUCUCCAUCCACGACUCCUGAGAGUGGAGCAGCCAAUGGAUACAAACCAGGGUUCAGUCAGACAGACUCUUCGAUGUUCAGUCCAGCACAAUCUUCCUCUGCUGUUAAUUUAAGUGGAACUCAAGACUUAACUCGGAAUAAGAACAUAGUGAGACCACUAGCUUUGCCUGUUCAACUCGUAGGAAAGACAUUUGCAACAGCUCCUCUGUCUUUGCGUGCCACUGAUGUUGCUAGUGCUAACAAUAAUGGAGGAAGGACUAAUGUGAUGAGCUCUACAAUCUCCCGGUCUGUUCCUCACUCAAUGUCUCCAGGCCCUAGCUGUGUAGCUGGGGAGCAAGCAUCCAUGUCUAGUUCUGGGCCUCCAAAGAAACGACAUCGGGGAUGGUCUCCUGGCUCACCAGUACCUCCUUCUGGUUUAGUUGUGCCUGUUCCUGCCAUUCGGCCUCUUCCAAGAGCAGAGCCUCUUUUGUCAGUCCCAGUUCCUCAAUCAAUGUUAACUGGAAUUUUACAGCCUCAGCCCAUCCCUGCAGGGGAGACUGUAAUAGUUCCUGAAAAUCUACUGAACAACUCAGGAGUAAGACCAGUGAUUCUGAUAGGUUAUGGCACUUUACCCUAUUUCUAUGGAAAUGUUGGAGACAUUGUAGUAAGUCCCUUGCUAGUAAAUUGCUACAAGGUUCCACAGCUGGAAAACAAGGAUUUGGACCUUUUUGGAUUGACUGGGAGUCAGUUACUAAGUGUGGAGAACAUGAUUAUUUUGACAAUACAGUAUCUAGUUCGGCUAGGUCCUGAUAAGAUACCUCUCAGAGAAGAAUUUGAACAAAUCAUGCUGAAAGCUAUGCAGGAGUUUACUCUGAGAGAGCAGUCCUUACAAAUGAGUGCUCAGUGCAUCUCCUUGUCACCAGCUCAACUCCCAUGGCUUGCCAGGUUAAUUGCCAGCGUCUCCCAGGACAUGGUGCAUGUGGUGGUUACUCAGAAUUCUCUGGCUGAAGGCAUUUCAGAAACGCUGCGUUCUCUGAGUGAAGUGAAACGCCAACAAAGGCUGCCCGAUUACGUUGUUGCAAUCUGCACAUCGAAGAUCAGAGGAAAUGAGUUCUGCGUAGUAGUCUUAGGUCAAUAUCAGUCUAGAGCACUGGCAGAGAGCAUGCUUACUACCAGUGAGUUUUUAAAGGAGAUCAGUUAUGAGCUCAUCACAGGAAAAGUUAGCUUUCUGGCAUCACAUUUCAAGAACACAUCUUUAGGUGACGAAUUGGACAAGUUGCUAGAGACAAUGCAACAGAGACGAGGAGAUAACGUUGUAAUCCCGUUCAAUGGAGAUGUUAAUGAAUGUGUAUCAUCUCAAGAAGCAGCUGCCAUGGUUUCCACCCAAGAAUUGGAUUUGGACACUGAAACCUUCCAGAUCUAUCAGCCACAGCUCACAAUUGCCAGAAAGCUCUUGUCGCAGGUAUGUGCCAUAGCAGAUAGUGGCAACCAAAGCCUGGAUCUGGGCCACUUCAGCAAAGUAGAUUUCAUCGUUGUAGUCCCUCGUUCAGAGGUGCUGGUCCAACAAACAAUUCAACGGAUUCGACAAUCAGGCGUUCUUGUAGACUUGGGCCUUGAAGAAAAUGGAACAGCUUACCAAAGAGCUGAAAAAUAUGUGGUGCGGUUAGACAAUGAGAUUCAAACCAAGUUUGAAGUUUUCAUGAGGCGGGUGAAGCAGAAUCCAUACACUCUCUUUGUGCUGGUUCAUGACAAUGCCCAUGUGGAUUUAACAAGUGCCAUCUCAAGCUCUCUAUCUCACGGAGAGCCCAGUCAUGGACUUGCUGAUAGAGUAAUAAAUUGCAGAGAGGUCCUUGAAGCUUUCAACCUCCUUGUCCUGCAAGUCAGUUCUUUCCCAUACGCUCUUCAAACUCUGCAGUCCAGAAUCAGCUCUGCCAAUGAAGUUCACUGGAUACAAUUUGGGAAUAUGGAGGAACUAACCCAAGAUGAGAAGUUAUAUUUUGGCUUGAAUGAAUACAGCAAAUCUUUGCAGUGGGGGAUCACAAGCCCUCUUCUGAGAUGUGAUGAAACCUUUGAAAAAAUGGUGAACACACUCUUAGAAAGGUACCCCAGGCUGCACAGCAUGGUGAUUCGCUGCUAUCUGCUUAUUCAGCAGUAUUUGGAAGCCUUGAUGGCUCUCACCACGAUGGUUUCACUCAGAGACCACAGCACACCGGAAACUCUCAGCAUAGUGGAUGAUAUUAUCACGGCACCUGGCAAGGAUAAGAAUGGUCGCGGCCACAUGCUUGUUAUCAGGAUUCCCUCCGUGCAACUGGCAAUGCUGGCAAAAGAGAGGCUGCAAGAAGCACGAAAUAAACUAGGUCUCCAAUAUCGUUUUGAGAUCAUCUUGGGGAACCCAGCUUCAGAACUCAUUGUUGCCAAGCACUUUGUGAAGCGAUUAAAGGCAUGGAGAGGAAAUGAACGAGAGGACUGGUUUCCUCAUACUUACCAGGAUUUAGAAGGUCUACCCUGUAUUGUUGUGUUAACUGGCAAAGACCCACUAGGGGAAACGUUUCCUAGGUCCUUGAAGUAUUGUGAUCUCCGGCUGAUUGACUCAAGCUAUUUAACUCGCACGGCCUUAGAACAAGAAGUGGGCCUGGCAUGCUGCUAUGUUUCAAGGGAGGCAAUCCGAGGGCCCAUUGUGGCUCUUGACCUUAGCGAGAAGGAGCAGGAGAAGGCUAGUGUUGGCGAGAAUGAUGCUGAUGAGCUGCUGAUUGACUUGGAGAGGCCCCAGAGUAACAGCAGUGCUGUGACUGGAACCUCAGGUUCUAUAGCUGAAAACGGCGUGAGUUCCUCCAGUGCCACAGACAAGUCUCAGAAGCCAGCAGCAUCCCUUAACUUUCAGAAUGUGGCCAACAGUUCAGUUGAUGAAGGCUUCACUGCUGGGGAAACCCUGAAGCAAGAAUGUGACUCUCUAGGAAAUCAGAUAGCAAGCAGUACCACUUCAAAAUUGUCAGCAGCAUCCUCUUCUGUAAGCCAGACAUUUCGAUGGCCUAGCCAGCCUAUGAAAGAAUGCAAGGCCUUUCGGAUGUCCUUACCUCGGAUUGUGAUCUUGUCUAAAGCUGCCUAUUGCCUCCUAGGCCCACAGAAAAGUGGGCAACAGCCUUUCUCCUCUUCUCUCUUGCCUCAUGGUGAUGUGUCGUGGGUGAGUUCACUGAGACCUUUGCUGCACAAGGACAUGACCACUGAGGAACAGUCUUUGUACUACAGGCAGUGGACCUCAGCCCGGCAACACCAUGCAGACUACAGCAAUCAUGGUGAAGCCACCAGCAGUAGGAGCUUUCAUCCACGGAGGCUACUUCUGACAGGACCUCCACAGGUGGGGAAAACUGGCUCUUACUUGCAGUUCCUACGGAUUCUGUUUCGCAUGCUGAUCAGAUUACUAGAGGUGGAUGUGUAUGAUGAGGAAGAAAUUAAUACAAAUCAUACAGAGGACAAUGAAAUUGCCAGGUUGAGCAAUGAUCAAUGGCCUGAUGUUGAAACAGUCAGUAAAAUGUCUUUCGAUCUCAGCGUGCAUGAUCCUAAAUACAUCCUUAUGAGCCCAGUGUAUACAGAGCAGCUGCAAAGAAUAAAACAACAACCAAGCAAGGAAAUCAAAGCUGAGGAGCCCAGGAAACGGGACACUGUGUCUAUGAUGUUAACGAAGUAUGCAGCUUACAAUACUUUUCAUCACUGUGAACAGUGCCAUCAAUAUAUGGACAUAAAUCCUUCAGCUCCAAUGUCUGACUCCACCCUGCAUGCAUUUACAUUUUCAUCUUCAAUAUUAGGAGAAGAGAUUCAGCUACAUUUUAUAAUUCCCAAGUCCAAAGAGAGCUAUUUUGUCUUCAGCAAGCAAGGCAAGCAUCUGGAAAGCAUGCGUCUUCCUCUUGUUUCUGAUAAGAAUUUAAAUGCGGUAAAAAGUCCUAUUUUCACUCCUUCAAGUGGGCGCCAUGAACAUGGUCUCUUAAACCUCUAUCAUGCUAUGGAAGGCAUCAACCACCUCCAUCUCCUUGUGGUCAAAGAAUAUGAAAUGCCACUUUACCGCAAGUAUUGGCCCAAUCAUAUCAUGCUGGUUUUGCCCGGCAUGUUCAACAAUGCUGGCGUUGGUGCAGCCAGGUUUCUUAUUAAGGAGCUUUCUUACCAUAACUUGGAACUGGAGAGAAACCGUUUGGAGGAAUUAGGAGUCAAACGGCAGUGUGUCUGGCCAUUCAUUGUUGUCAUGGAUGAUUCUUGUGUCUUAUGGAAUAGUCAUGGUGUCGAAGAACAGUCCAGUCAGUCCAUGGAUCAAGGAACGACCAGUAAAAAUGUGUCUCUGAAGAGUGUUCUGCAGCAUAUUGAAGCCACACCAAAAAUGGUCCAUUAUGCAAUACUGGGCAUUCAAAAAUGGAACAGCAAGCUGAAUUCUAGGAUACCCAAAGCGCCCUUCUCCAGGUGCCACAUACAUGACUUCAUACUGCUCAACAUAGACCUCACCCAAAAUGUGCAAUAUGAUCUGAACAGGUAUUUCUGUGAAGAUGUAGAUUUUAACCUGAGAACAAACAGCAGUGGACUGCUUAUCUGUUGCUUCAACAACUUCAGUCUCAUGAAGAAACACAUCCAGGUCGGAGGGCAGAAGGACUUUGCUAUUAAGCCUAAAAUCAUGGUAUCAGAGAGCUUGACUCCAAUAAUGCCUCUUCAGUAUGUCUGUGCUCCAGACAGUGAGCACACACUCCUGGCAGCUCCAGCUCAAUUCCUCCUAGAAAAGUUCCUUCAACAUGCCACAUACAAGCUUUUCCCAAAGGCCAUCCAUAACUUCAAGAACCCUGUCUUGGCCAUUGACUGCUAUCUGAACAUUGGACCUGAGGUAGCUCUCUGCUAUGUGAGCUCACGGCCACACUCUGUGAACGUCAACUGUGAAAACGUGUUUUUCAGUGGACUUCUCCUGUACCUUUGUGACUCCUUUGUAGGAGCAGACUUUCUUAAGAAGUUCAAAUUCCUGAAAGGUGCAACCCUGUGUGUCAUUUGCCAAGACAGGAGCUCCUUGCGUCAAACAAUAGUCCGUUUGGAGCUAGAAGAUGAAUGGCAGUUUCGUCUCAGAGAUGAAUUUCAAACUGCUAACAGCAGUGAUGAUAAACCACUCUAUUUUCUGACUGGACGCCAUAUAUAAGCUUGAAAGGAAACAAAAUGGCAAGGAAGAAAAGAGAACCUGACAAGUUUGAUUGUGUCUAUUGCCUUCUUUCUUUUCAAGUACAAUCACAGUGGAGCAAAGUGCAACCAAUAUUUAUGUUCACUACUCUUAAGGAUUUUCCAAAAUUCUAUCCCAGUCUUGACGUGUUGUUCUGUUCUUUUAUGAGUGACAGAGCAUUGAUGCCAGUGAAUUCUUCAUGGGUCCUUGUUACAGAAGCUAUUACAAUGGCACACCCACUGUGGCCCAUGAUACAGAGAAUAACAUUUUGGUGGAUGAGGAGUUGUUCUGAUCUCUGUACUAUACUAAACAGGGGAGAUGAAACUGACUUUCGGCAUCUGUCAGCUUGAACAUGUUAAAUGAGAUUCACACUAAGAAUGUAGAAUUGUUUGAAGAUAAUAUGCUGAGGAAUGCUGUCCAUUUCUCUUCAUGUCUGUACUUUUGGUACGGUAAAACUCAGGGGUUUGAAAUGACAUAGAUAUAUGUGUUAAAGAGUAAUCUUUGUUCACUUUCUGUGCAGUGUUAGCUUAAGGUUUGUAAUUUUAUAUGUAUUGAAACUGUUUUGGCAAAAUUUCCACAGAAGUUAAAAAGUUUACUAUGUAAGUCUGAACAAAUCAAUGAAUGUAUGGCAGGCAUUGUAUGCACACACAUAGGUUUGUGUAACAACCUUUAUUUUCCACACUUGGGAACCAUUAUUGGUCUGGAUCCAAUGCCUGGAUAGUGCUGAUCACCUGUCUGGAGGAAGGUGGUGUCUGGAUUCCAUCUCGCUCCCUCAGGUCGUCAGCUUUUUUCCUUCUGGCAGCAUAUAUGGCAUCGGAUCUAGAAAAACAAGCCACGUGCAGAAACCCCUUUCACCAUAUGGAUCAUCCUUAUCUGUGGUUUAAAAAGUGUCUGAUCAGCACGCCUAAGUGGAUUUGUUAUGCAUAUUGUCUCCUCGGUAUAUUUAAACUUUACCAAAUGGAUUUCAGUCCUCAGUACUAACAAAAAUAUUUUGAAGUGAUUAAUCAACCUUCUAGCUUGUUCUUAUACAGCAAAAAUUCACUGAAGGAACAGCAGAAUCCUCGAAUUCCUUUUGCAGUAGGUGCCUCACUUACUUCAACUUUCUUUAGUCCUUGGGGUAAAGAAUGCUACUUUUGUUCUUUUGAGAACUGUUACCAUCCCAUGUAGAAUAAGUAGAUCUUAGAACAGGGAUGAUGGGGCUUACUAUUUUAUGACGUAGUGACUGAAACAACCGAAGCUACAAGCUAGGAGAGCUAACAAGUCUUUAAAAAUCACUUUCAAGUGAGUUGGGACCAACAGGAGCCUGUUGUUCUUAUAAUGGUCUUAAACUACCUGGAAAAGCUGACUAACUUAUUUUAAAUACUAAGGCCUCAAACCAGUUGAGCACAGAUACAGCAUCCAUAUGCAGAGAAGUUCUGCUGGGCUCAAGAGAGCAGUUUUCCCAUUUCCUCAGUCAAUGUGAAAGCAGAAUACAUUAGUGCAAUGGGAGGUCCAUAAAAGCCUCCCAUAAUAUCCCCAGCCAACCCUCCAUGAUUUUUAUUGUAUAACUGUAUUUUAAAAUAUUCUAAAUUGAUGAAGUGAAGUAAUAAUCCAAAAUGUUACAUUUGUUCCUGAGCUGAAUUUUAUCUGUUGCUGUUUUGUAACUUUUUCCUUUUAUGCUUUUCUGCAAAAAUUAAAAAUAAAAUGCAUAGGAGGAAGAAGCCCUCCAUGUCUGUGCCAUGCAAGUUAGAAGCAUAAGCUGCCUUAUAUUGUGUUGGGCCAGAGGCCCAUUGAGCUCAGUAUUGUCUGUAACAGAAGUAGGCAACUGUGGCUUUCCAGCUGUUGUUGAAUUCCCAUCAUUCCCAGCCAGUUUGUUGUGACUGGGGAUGAUGGGAGUUGUAGUGCAACAGCUGGAGAGCCCCAGUUGCCUACACCAGGUCUAUACUGACUAUACGUCUCCAAGGUUGCAAACAAGAAUCUUUCCCAGUGCUUACCUGGAGAUAGUGGGGAUUGAACCUGGGCCUUCUGCAUGCAAAGCAGAUGCUCUACCACUGAGCUACUGCUCCAUCCUCAAAGAUGGCACACAUGGGUCUCCCAUCCAGGUACUAACCACACCAAGAACUACUUUGCUUCAGCAAUAUCAUGUGCCCUCAGAUCCUACUCUGGGACCCUGCAGAAUUACUUGCUCCAGAACACAAUUUACAUGGCACAGGGUUGGAUGGGGGCAUUUGAAGUGUGCACAGGCAAUGCUUCCCUACUGCAGCAUGGUUGUGUUGGUGGGGGAAAUGAGGAGAACAGCUCUAGUGAGCCCAGUAUAACUUCUUCAGAUGCAAGUACUGCAUGUAUGCGUGACUGGAUUGAACCCUGUGCUUUUUGUCUGUUUGAAUAAGCAAGUGUAUUAAAACAACACUAUUUCAAACAGAUGUGGUAUUGUUCCACAAUUAUAUUUUGACCAGCACUUGGUGCUGUGAUAUGUGCUGAGAAUUUAAAUGAGUUUAGUACAAUCAGGUCUUCAUUCUGCAGUUUAACAUGUAUAAAUAUUUCCUUCUUCCCCACCCACCCCCUAAUCAGACUUUUAGUUAUCCUAUAAUAUAUUAAUAGUUCUUCCUUCACUCGCACUCUUACACUUUUUCUUGUCAUCAGAUAGGUGUGUAGCCUAUUUCAUAAGUAUGAUCUAAACUCAAGCAGUAUCCUGCAAUUCAAUUAAGAAGCACCUGCCAAAAUUGCAUUUAGAACAAAGUGUUAAUCAUGCAACUUUUUUUACCUUGUGAAAGAGCUGUUUACAAAUAAUGAAAAGCAUAAUAUAUUGAUUGAAGUUGAAAAGGAGAGUAAUGGUUUUCAUACCUGUUGGUUUUGUGAUAGCUUAAUGUAAAUGUAGCAUAUUUCAAAUGAACAAUUGUUUACUUUAGUUUAGGUUAUUUGAGGGUUUUUGUACCUAUACAAAAUCUGCCUUAUACUUUAAAUACCUUAAUUUUUAUUUGGUAGAAGCUUAUCUAACAGCUGCAUUUAGAAGCUGUAAGGCCAGUGUGUUCAUUGUGCAGCCUACAAGAUGCAUGAUGAAUACCAGGGUUCUAGGGAUUACUAGGCUAAACAUAAUACCUGUGUAACAUGAAUUUGAAAAUAUCUAGACAGUUACCAUUUUAUUGCAAAUGUUUCUGGUAGAACAUUUAAAAUUUUUUUUGUACAUUUUAUGUUUGCACUAAGUUCUUAAAAUUCCAGGUGCUGAGAUGUAUAGACCCUUUGUAGAGGUACAACAAUAUCUGUAGGCUGAGAACUUAGACUAAGGGCCUUUUCACACAAUCAGGGAUUUUGGGCAAUAUAUGUAGCACUGUCUGCACGCUUCCAUCAAGGGAGAACGCUUGUAUCAGAAUUUCUGAGCAAGUGCUGUAUCCUAUACCUAGAAAGUGUCUCCUAGUUAUCACAUUCUUACCUUUUUACCUGAUGCACCAUUUUGUGGACAUCGUUUUACUACUUUUAGAUAAAAAAUUUACAUGGGCUUGCCCUCACUUGCUGGCCAACGUCUAUAUUUUGUUUUCUUAGUGCACUCCCUGUUAAACAAUUUGUGCAGAAAUAUGAAUUUCUUGACUUCAUUGUUGGAAGCAUACAAACCCAACUACUCAUUCUUACUGAGGAAUGUUUUUAUGAUUGCGUGGAAAGGCCCUGAGUACAUUUGUCUUCUUUGUUGAACAAGAACAGCUGAUUAUUCAAAAUAUCAAGAGAAAGGAAGAAGAGCUCUGUUUGAAUAUUACAUGGAGCCGUUAUGGGCAAAUGUCUUCACAAACAAAUCAUAAGGGUCCAUGUGCUACAACAAUAUGAAUUUUCUGAUAUGAGAGAUGGAAAGGAGAUCAGAAUAAGACACCAAAUGCUACCAUUUUAUUGUUUUGGUUGAAAGCCUUGCCAGCAAGGCAGUGACAUGAAUGUAUAAAAUAGGCCAGCAUUAUUUUACUUGUUGAUGUGAUAAAUAUGAAUAGCUGACCAUUCACAGGUUAAUAUAUUGAAUGCAAUCUAUGACAACAAACAAAUCAUUCAUAUUUCUGUAAUUUAUACAGUUACUAUGUGAUCUCUGAAAAGGAGUUGAAUGUUGUUUUUUUAGGACUGCUUCACACUUGAUCAGUUUCCUCUACAGGUAACCUUCUGUCUAGGGCAAAACACAACCCACAAACUGUAAAUGGAGAGAGUGUAAGGAUUAAACCAUACCCACCUGGUUUGUUACAUGAACAGUUAGCUGCAUCUUUCCACAGCAUGUGCGUGAGGCAAAUACAUCCAUCAUAUGGAAAUAUUUUCCAUAGAAAGUUCCAGAGGAUUAGGUCCUGUAGGAUGUUCAUUAGGUAUGAAGCAGUCCUUUAUGUAAAGGUCUUUUAACCAAAACUUGGUGAAUUUAGCUUCACUAGUCAGUCUACCUCACAUUUUAUUGUUUGAAGUUGUCUGCAAUUGUGGCUACUGCCUGUUUGUAAUGUUCUUUCAUUAAAUCCAAUGAAUGUUAUCACAUUACUUUCAAGCAUCUGUCCUGUUUUUUAAAAUUGAAUAAAGAAGUCUCUACAUCACA
This is a messenger RNA of Hemicordylus capensis (graceful crag lizard), 11021 nucleotides long. RefSeq names its product GREB1 like retinoic acid receptor coactivator (gene GREB1L). The transcript is spliced from 34 exons. The coding region runs from base 560 to 6478 and encodes 1972 amino acids. Gene Ontology annotation, biological process: multicellular organism development; kidney development. NCBI's taxonomy places the organism in Eukaryota, Metazoa, Chordata, Lepidosauria, Squamata, Cordylidae. The record is from RefSeq and is a predicted model, not a curated record.